AUGGAAACGGUGCUUCGUAGAGGUCCAUGGGCCUUUGCAGAUCGAAUGGUGGUGUUGCAGCGGUGGACUCCAUACAUGAUGGCGGGUCUACUCGAUUUCAUCCCUUUCUGGGUUCAGAUUCGCGGAAUUCCUCUGCAAUUCAUGAAUCAGGAUGUUAUCGCCCACAUUGGGAGAGCAAUGGGGUUACUCAUGGACGUGGAUUACAAUGCUGAAGCGAUUGCAAGAGUGCAGUAUGCCCGUGUGCGACUGAAUUUGGAUGUAACGCAGCCUUUGCGUUUUCAGAAAAAUUUCCAGUUCACUCACGGCUACAACACUCUUCUGCGUUUUAGAUAUGAAAGGCUGAGAGGGUUUUGUGAGGUCUGCGGUAUGCUCACUCAUGAUUCCGGAGCAUGUUUGAUUCAGAAUGGAGGUCCUGCGAAUCACUCUGAUGGUGAUGACAAUGAUGAGGAUACUGACAGUGAAGAGGAGCAUGAAGAUAGAGACUUACCAAAUGGAGAUCUUCCAGAAGGAAAUCAUCACCGCAAUGUGGCAGUGGAGGCUAAUGGAAAUCCAAGACAGGCGGGAGGGGUCAUAAUAGAGGAAAUCCAGGAGGAUGUUGAAGCAUUCGAAGAUGAGGAGAGUGAAGCGGAAGGAACAGUACACAGUGAGGAGAUGGAGGAAACUGAGGCGAGAGAUGCAAAGGAAGAGGAGUUGAGGAAUGCAAUUGUUCCAACCAAAGAGAGUCUCAAAAAGAAGUUUGAGGAUGAUCCAAGCGAGGUUAUGCGCUUUCAGAACAUGGAGGGAGGUCAAGAAAGCGGCUGCAACAAGAAGUUAGCAGCUGGAACGGAACGUGUGAGUGGCGAGGUGGGCCCUGAACCACCACAGGCGCCAUGA
This is a messenger RNA of Microthlaspi erraticum, 873 nucleotides long. The record is from the annotation of a GenBank genome assembly. NCBI's taxonomy places the organism in Eukaryota, Viridiplantae, Streptophyta, Magnoliopsida, Brassicales, Brassicaceae.